GUUACUUCUGCUACCAAGCGUCGAAAAUGGCGGAGUCGUUGAGACGACUUGUAAAUAUUGGCACUUUUUCUAUUCUCCAGGAAAAGUUGGAAAAAUGGUCGAGUGAUUACUACGUCAACACAUGUGACCAGAACACAGCCAGGUGCUGUGAAAUCAUUGAACUCAAUGCCAAAGUUCAAGGUCAACUCUUUAAACUCCUCAGCCUCUGUGCACAAGAAGGUGGGAUGUAUGGAGGUGCCGGUAUCAUCAAGUCUCGUCUCCUGCCCUGGCUGGGCCAAAACUUCUUCACCUCAGGGGGAGCCGUCACAGCAGACACCAGUCUCAGCGUACUGGCAGAGGCCGCAGCCAAGGACAGAGAACUCACAGAGCUCCAGGACGUGUACGAGAGGUCUCUGGACGAGCUGGACGUUGAGUUGAAUCGGGCGCGCACAGAAAACCAGGACUUGAAAGACGAACUUCAGGAGACUAAACUGGAACUGGACAGAAGUUUGAGGGCCUCCACCAGUGACAAGAUGUUUACAGAACUGGAGGUCAACGACCUCAAGAGGAAAUUGGCAGCAGCAGAAGAAGAGAACAGACUUCUGAGAUCAAAGUCUGGUCUGCUGGCAGACUAUCAGACGGAGGUGCGCAGGCUGCGUGAUGACAUUGCGCUGCUGUCUGCUCGCAGGGAUGUCCUCACCAAGAUUCCAGAUCCCCCAGUGUAUGAGCGCUCUAAGCUGGAUGAUAAACUCAACUCUGUCUCAGAGCCAGCUGAUGACCUUGCAGUACUGAGAGCCGCCAGGGUUUCAGUACAAAGUGCUGAUUAUGACCGCAAGAUAGAAACUCUGCGCCGAGAGAUGGGGGAGCCAAAUAUGGGGACAGAUAGGGAACCAGAUGUUGGGGAGGAGCGUUGGCCACAUGACUUAAACUUGUACUACAAAUAUGUGCCUGGACCAGUGUCUCCUCUCUCUAUUGACGACACGAUCCAGCGCAUACGUCAACAAAACCUGGUCGCACGAUUCAACGACAUGUUUGCACAAGAUAGACUUAACACCAUGGACACACUCAGGAGGUACUCAGACGACCAUGAAAACAACCAGAGGAUAUGUUUUGCCAUCAUGCAGGAAGCUUUCAACGUUGCCAAGCUAGAGUUCCGUCAGUUCAAGAUGAAGACACGAUCCAACUUGGCAAAAACCCAUUAUGGACCUGACACGCUUGAGGAGGCAGUGCAGGAUUACAUCAACCGUAACACUGACCUGUAUGAUUUACCUGCCAUGGUGUCUGAUGUAAUCAGAGCCCUGAACAGAAACUCCAAGAUAUUCCUGCCACCAGACACCACCUAUGCCAUCUGCCAGCCAUUUAUUCGCGAGGCGGUCAAACUGGCAUGGCAGAUGAGUGCCCUGGCACAUCCUCUUGAUAUUGCCGUGGCAACAGAUGCUGAGUUGUUUGAUGAUACCAAGUACCGUCGCAGCUAUGACUCUGAGUACACCGCCCCACUGGUGAACCACCAUAUUUGGCCCUGCCUUGUUCAAGGGGUGAGAACUCUAGUGAAAGGAGAAGCUGUCACACGCAGGGGAGCCUCACUGGGAACACCAAGCCGCUCCAGAAGCCCAGCCAGAGCUGCCAGCCCAUUCCGUUCCCUGUCACCCAGCAGCCGCUCCCUGAGCCCCAGCCGGUACAGGAGUCGCUCGCCCAGCCCAGGCAGACGAGGACUCUCCCCAACUAGGAGAGCUCGCUUCCUUUAAAGACAAUCAAAAGUGCCUUCUUGCAAGAAAUUGAAAAUGAUCAAACAAAUAUCUAAACCUUUUUUUUAAAACUUUUACUACAAAUGUGAUAUUUUUGGAAAACUUUAAAUGUGCAGAUUUUCAUG
Molecule: messenger RNA, 1849 nt
Organism: Physella acuta
Lineage: Eukaryota; Metazoa; Mollusca; Gastropoda; Physidae
Product: mitochondria-eating protein
Biological process (GO): mitophagy by internal vacuole formation; mitochondrial protein catabolic process
Cellular component (GO): mitochondrial outer membrane
Source: RefSeq, a predicted model, not a curated record